AUGGCUAAGAGAAAAAGCUUUUAUGGGAAGUUAAGUAAGAGUGAGUUCUGGCUUGACAAAGUUGUUUUCUUAGGUCAUUGGAUUUCAAGGGAUGGCAUUAUUACGGAUCCUGAGAAGAUAAGAACCAUUAUUGACUUGCCAACACCUAAUAGUGUAAAAGAGUUGACUACUUCUCCAGUAUUUGUAUUGCUUGCGUACAGUGAUGCGUCUUUUGAGGGUCUAGCUUGUGUGUUGUUGCAAGAAGGAAAGUUAAUUGUUUAUACUUUGGGAAAAUUAAGACCAAAUGAGAAGAACUACCCGGUGCACGUAGGACUACACACCGGUCCAAACCCGAACCGGACCGGACCUGAACUGGUUGGACAGGAAGACUGGAUUUUUAAAUUUUGA
Messenger RNA from Amaranthus tricolor (Joseph's coat), 387 nucleotides. RefSeq lists its product as uncharacterized. NCBI's taxonomy places the organism in Eukaryota, Viridiplantae, Streptophyta, Magnoliopsida, Caryophyllales, Amaranthaceae. The coding region runs from base 1 to 387 and encodes 128 amino acids. The record is from RefSeq and is a predicted model, not a curated record. The transcript is spliced from 2 exons.